This is a messenger RNA of Ficedula albicollis (Collared flycatcher), 3004 nucleotides long. It is a transcript of the gene CERK, whose product is annotated as ceramide kinase. The record is from RefSeq and is a predicted model, not a curated record. Gene Ontology annotation, molecular function: kinase activity. The transcript is spliced from 14 exons. The coding region runs from base 105 to 1613 and encodes 502 amino acids. Lineage: Eukaryota; Metazoa; Chordata; Aves; Passeriformes; Muscicapidae.
AACUGCUGUCAUCCUCAUUUUAGAGGCUGCAGGAUCUGAGACAGUGAAAAACUAAUAAUAGAAAGGCUGACUAGAAGUUUUAUCUGAGAAAGGUUUGAGAAUAGAUGUUUCCAAUCCCAGAAAACUGUUUUGUACCAAUCUCUGAAAUCAUUGCUGUAGAAGAAAGGGAGUUUAACAAGAAACAACGUAACAUUGGCAGAUGGCAAAAAAUGGCAAAGCUACAUGCUUUCACAGUGUAUUAUGUGAAGAGAGCCCGAAAUCACCGCUGGCGGUGCAGUGAUGUGACGUUUUGGUGCGUUGAUGAGCACUUAUGUAAUCAGUGGACACAGGCGCUGAAGGAAUCACUUGAAAUGCAGAAGUCUAGACCAAAGCAGCUGCUUGUGUAUAUUAAUCCCUAUGGAGGAAAAAGACAAGGGAAGAGGAUUUAUGAACAGAAAGUUGCUCCACUCUUCAAUCUGGCUUCUAUAUCCACUGAUGUUGUUAUAACUGAACAUGCCAACCAUGCUAAGGACAACUUAUUUGAAGUUAAUAUUUAUAAAUAUGAUGGUGUUGUUUGUGUUGGUGGGGACGGCAUGUUCAGUGAAGUGAUGCAUGGUCUCAUUGGAAGAAUGCAGAAGGACUCUGGCAUAGACCAAAAUAAUCCCAAAGCAUCGUUAGUCCAGUGCAAUAUAAGGAUUGGCAUAAUUCCUGCUGGAUCAACAGAUUGCAUAUGCUAUUCAACUGUUGGCAUUUCUGAUCCAGUAACUUCAGCUCUUCAUAUUAUUGUAGGUGACUGUCAGCCUCUGGAUGUCUCUUCUGUACAUCACAACAACACGUUUUUGAAAUACUCUGUGUCAUUGCUGGGUUAUGGUUUUUAUGGAGAUAUAUUAAAAGAUAGUGAGAAGAAACGGUGGAUGGGUCCAAUGAGAUACGACUACUCAGGUUUCAAGACUUUUCUUUCUCAUCAUUAUUAUGAAGGAACAAUUGCUUAUCAACCAGCAAAACGCACACACGGAUCUCCACGAGAUAAAGAGAGCUGCAGAACGGGAUGUUACAUUUGCAAGAAAAGUGAGAAACAGCUGGCAGAACAGACCAAGGAACAUGGAUUAAAACAUGAAGAAGGUGAAGAAGAAUGGAAGGUUAUAAAAGGGAAAUUUCUAGCCAUCAAUGCAGUAAAUAUGAGCUGUGCCUGUCCACGAAGUCCAAAAGGUCUUUCACCAGCAGCUCAUUUGGCAGAUGGUUCAGCAGACCUCAUUCUAGUUCGGAAAUGCUCCAGAUUUGAUUUUCUACGGUAUCUUGUCAGACACACAAACCAGGAUGAUCAGUUUGACUUUCCAUUUGUAGAUGUUUAUCGGGUGAAGUGUUUUCAAUUUACAUCAAAGCUUUCAGAAGAUAACGAAAGCAAUGUCAUGGACAUAGGAAAGAAACGUUUUGGCCAGUUCUGCAGAGAUCAUCCAGCCUGUUGCUGUAAUAUUGUUAAUAGCACCUGGAAUUGUGAUGGAGAAACUUUGGAUAGUUCAGCAAUUGAAGUGAGGGUUCACUGCCAGUUAAUGAAACUGUUUGCAAGAGGAAUUGAGGAAAACUGUAAAGAUGAAGCUGCCUGCAGCCAGAGUAGCAUUGAGCAAUUACUAUAGACAUUGUUCCUCCAAUGGGGAGAAGAAAAAAUAAAAGCUCAAGGAAAUUGAGUAAAUACGCAUUUUAGUCAAAUUGACAAGUAUUUUAAACUUCUAGAUUUUUUUUUAUGGCUUCACUAUAAUUUUAGACAUUUUACUGUAUUAUGUCAUUUUUUUAAAAAAACAUUGUAAUCAUUAAAAUAUAUCUUGUAGCAAUGUAAUCUGUUAUGUUAGAAAAGAUGGCAUCAGCCUAUAUCUGUGUAUUCAUGAUGAUGAUAAAUUCUCUGUGCUUUUCUAGAGAGCUAAUUUAGUAGUUGUGUUGCAAUAAUAUCUAAAUGUUAUGAAACAUUGGACUUCCCACUGGCACCAAGACAUUUUCAGUGUCUGAGAAGAUGUUUUCUGCUGGGAGUGUUACAUAGUUGUGUGUGGCUUAAAUGCUGGACAACGGUGUUGUCAUUCGCUUUUCUUUUUUUUUUAAUUAAAAUCUUUCAUUUUGUAAUUCUGACAAUACCUUGCAACUUAUCAAUGCAAUUCAAACACACAUUCCUGGCUUUAAGUAAUAACAAUAAUAGUGUACAGAUAUUUGAAAAAUAAAAGCACAACUAUAUACAGGUCACACCUCAUCCUAUGUAUUCUGUCUUUGAAGGUUUCCUUGCAUCAUGCUUUUUGGGAUUUUAAAAGGUUUUAUUACUGUUUGGAUGAUACCAAAUACCACACAGUGCAACUGAAAAGUCUUGCAAGCAAAUUGCAGGAGUACUUGUAUAAUAUCAGGAAGGCACAGGAUAGGAAAAUACAAUUAAGUUCUCAAACACCAGCAAGUUUUAAUUUUUAAAAAUGUCUGAUAUUAACCUAUUAAAAGCAGCUUCCCUCUUCAGUACACAAUUCUUUGGACAUUCUACUCCAUACGUUAAAAUGUCUUUGCAAAAUAAGAUGUUGAAGUGUUAAGUUUAAUGAUUGAAAUUAUUUAAUGAUUGAAAAUCCUUAAAAUAAUUUAACUAAAUAUGAAACAAAAUACUUUGCUUUGUAAAGCCAAGGGGAGAAACUGGCAUCUGACAAAUCAUGAAUUCACUGUGCAGAUUGUUUUUAUAACAAAAAACAUUGGACUGUCAUAUAGAGCUAUGGAGAGAUUAUUUAAGUUGUAUAUAGUUUUGUGUGUUGUGGCAGAUACAUGUUUUGUGUCCCAGCUUGGGGCUGAAUUUUGCUCUUCUUGUACAGACUUACUGCUGUUUGAGGACAGAAGUUAGCCCCUGUUCUAUCUUUUAAGUGUUUCUUUAAGUUUAAAAUUUUCUUUAAAACUGACUUCAUCUGAGAUUUUUUUUUUGCAUCCAAACAGCUGAUGAUUCUUGAUUCAUGCAUAUUUAUUGGUACUUCUGUCAUCCAGCUUUUGUUUGUUUCACGACUCUUGUGUAUGU